CAGUCGUUACAUUUUCCGUGCCAGUAGCUUUCUCUCAUGAUCUUUUCCCCCAAGCCACCUGCUCCUUCCUCGUUUUCCCUUAUUUCCCAUUAACAUUCGGCUGGUCUCCAAACCUCAACCUAACCUUUCAACGCCUCGAUUUCAUCGCGCUCUCUCCCCCUCCCCCUCUCCCUCUCCCUCUCCCUCUCCCUCACUCAAUCGAUCCCUUCUUUCUCUUUCGCGGCGGCGAUCUAUGGCAGAGCCGGAGCAUCCUGGCGAGCAGGAAAAGGUGGCUGAAUCUUUGAUGGAGAAGAUCAGCGAGAAGAUCCACGGUCAUGAUUCGUCUUCGUCGUCUUCAGACUCCGAUGAUGACAAGCCAUUGCCCGCUGACUCUGUUAAGGCCAAGAUUUAUCGGCUCUUCGGGAGGGACAAGCCAGUGCACGAGGUCUUGGGCGGUGGAAAACCUGCUGAUGUUUUCCUAUGGAGAAACAAGAAAAUAUCGGCUAGUGUGCUUGGUGGUGCUACAGCACUGUGGGUUCUUUUUGAAUUGCUUGAAUACCACCUCAUCACUCUUGUCUGCCAUGUUUUGAUACUCGCUCUGGCUAUCCUUUUCUUGUGGUCCAAUGCAUCUACCUUCAUCAACAAGUCUCCACCACACAUCCCAGAGGUUACACUUCAUGAGAAGUGUGUCCUUGAAGUUGCCUCUGCUAUCAGAAUUGAAAUCAAUCGGGCGUUGGCUGUUGUUCGAGAUAUUGCAUCUGGCAGGGAUUUGAAGAAGUUCCUUAUCGUUGUUGGUGGUCUAUGGAUUUUGUCCCUGGUGGGGAGCUCCUUUAACUUCUUGACCUUGUUUUACAUAUCCUUUGUUCUUCUGCACACAGUGCCAGUGCUCUAUGAGAAAUAUGAGGAUGAGGUUGAUGUAUUUGCAGAAAAAGCAAUGAUUGAGAUCAGGAAACAGUAUGCAGUCUUUGAUGCAAAGGUUUUGAGUAAGAUUCCCAAAGGGCCAUUGAAGGGCAAGAAGAAGGACUAGAUAUUAUAUACGGGGGUAGUAUCUGUUAGGUUAUGUUGGCACCUGUAGCUAUUUUGUUAUGGUGGUGGUCUGGUUUGUCCAUUUGAAUCCCUCUUCUAUGUCGUGGUUCUUAACUUUUGUUUGUUUUUUAAGAUGGAUAUGGCACUCGGUAUCAAAGUUAGAGACUUUAUAUUGUGAAAUGCAGCGUGGAAGACCUUGCCGCAGUAAUAUUUGAUGCGAAAGUGCCUGCUCAGUUUUGUUCUUAAUAAUCAGCAAACAUUCGAUGCCGGUAUUGUUACA
Molecule: messenger RNA, 1285 nt
Organism: Tripterygium wilfordii
Lineage: Eukaryota; Viridiplantae; Streptophyta; Magnoliopsida; Celastrales; Celastraceae
Product: reticulon-like protein B1
Exons: 5
Coding region: 233-1006 (257 amino acids)
Source: RefSeq, a predicted model, not a curated record